This is a messenger RNA of Myxocyprinus asiaticus (Chinese sucker), 2221 nucleotides long. RefSeq names its product probable ATP-dependent RNA helicase DDX56. Gene Ontology annotation, molecular function: RNA helicase activity; ATP binding; nucleic acid binding. The transcript is spliced from 14 exons. The record is from RefSeq and is a predicted model, not a curated record. NCBI's taxonomy places the organism in Eukaryota, Metazoa, Chordata, Actinopteri, Cypriniformes, Catostomidae. Gene Ontology annotation, cellular component: nucleolus. The coding region runs from base 26 to 1708 and encodes 560 amino acids.
UCUGUGCGCAAACACACGUGUGAAGAUGGACACAGACGGGCUGCAGUUUCAUGAGAUGGGUUUAGACGAUCGCCUGUUAAAGGCUCUGGCUGAUUUAGGGUGGGCUCAUCCGACCCUCAUUCAGGAGAAAGCCAUUCCAUUGGCGCUGGAGGGGAAAGAUCUGUUGGCCCGUGCUCGAACCGGAUCAGGAAAAACUGCGGCGUAUGCCGUACCACUGAUCCAACAGAUCCUCACAUCCAAACAGACUGUACGGGAGCAAGCAGUCAGAGCUCUAGUCCUGGUGCCGACUAAAGAACUGGGUCAGCAGGUGCAGGCGAUGAUCCGACAGCUCACAGCAUACUGCAGCCGAGACGUGCGUGUGGCGGAUAUCUCUGGCAAGGCCGAUCUAUCAGCACAGAAGCCUAUAUUAAUGGAGAAGCCUGAUAUUGUGGUGGGCACCCCGUCCCGUGUUCAGUGUCACAUUACAGCUCAGAACCUGCAGCUGCACUCGUCACUGGAGAUGCUGGUGAUUGACGAGGCCGAUCUGCUCUUCUCGUUUGGGUUUGAAGCUGACCUCAAAAGCCUGCUGUGUCACCUGCCCAAGAUAUACCAGGCGUUCCUGAUGUCGGCCACAUUGAACGAAGAUGUCAAAGCCCUAAAGGAGCUCGUUCUCCAUAAUCCCGUGACUCUGAAGCUGCAGGGUUCUCAGCUUCCCGACAGCUCUCAGCUCCAGCAGUACAGCAUCAAAUGUGAGGAAGAGGACAAAUUCCUGCUUGUCUACACACUCUUGAAGCUCCACCUGGUUCGAGGAAAGACUCUCAUAUUCGUCAGUACCGUGGAACGCUGUUACCGACUCAAACUGUUUCUGGAGCAGUUUAGCAUUCCUGCUUGUGUCCUGAACUCUGAACUGCCCGUUCACUCCAGAUGUCAUAUUAUCGCUCAGUUUAAUCAGGGCUUCUACGAUUACAUCAUCGCCACAGAUGAACAGAGACUGGAGGGUCCAACGACAAGCUCCCAGAAAACACAGGAGAAAGGAAAAAAGAAAAAGAACUCUGGGAAGAGUGGGAAAGGCAAAGACGUGGAAUAUGGUGUUUCCAGAGGGAUCGACUUCCACAAUGUGUCUAACGUCAUCAACUUUGAUUUCCCCACUUGUGCUGAUUCCUACAUCCACCGUGUUGGCAGAACGGCUCGAGCGGAUAAUCCCGGCACUGCACUGUCUUUCAUAUCUCAAAUUGAACUUCCUUUUCUCGCUGAGGUUGAAAAUGCUCUAACUGGAGACAGUACAGAUUGUGCACUAAAACCGUAUGGGUUUAAAAUGGAAGAAAUCGAGGGAUUCAGAUACAGAUGUCGGGAUGCCAUGAGAUCAGUGACGAAACAAGCGGUGAAGGAGGCCAGACUGAAAGAGAUCAAACAGGAGCUGCUCAACUCGGAGAAACUCAAGACAUAUUUUGAAGACAAUCCCAGAGACCUGCAGCUGCUACGACACGACAAAGACCUUCACCCUGCCGUCAUCAAGCCUCACCUGAGAAACGUGCCCGAUUACCUGAUCCCAACAGCUUUGAAAGGUCUUGUCAAUCCUCUGAAUAGAAGGAAGAACAGAAAGCAAAAGCUAAAUGCAGGAGCUGUGAUGAGAAGCAGUUUUAAGAAGAAUUUCCGAAGCAAAAAUCCCCUGAAGAAUUUCCGCUACACAAGAAAGGAACCUGCAGAAAAGAAGGCUCGUAAAUCCUAGAUUUCCUGGAACCAGCAACUGACUUGAAGAGACAUUGGGAUUGGAGGAGGAUAUUGAGAAAAUCUUGGAAAUGUGGACAAUGUUUUUACAAGUCCGAGCUUUCAGUAUCAGCUGGAAACUAGAUUGAUAUGACAAGUAUUCACUAUGACGGACACGAAAAGUCUGCAGAGACUGUAACGUAUCUCUGAAUCAUGCAGGUGGAUGUUUCUGUCUCACUGUAUGUUUAAAAUGUUCUUUAAGAAUAUUGAAAAUAUAAUCUUGUAUCUUUCAUCUUUAUUAAAGCGAUGUGUUGCGUUCCGAUUUGAGUAAUCGUGCAAGUUCUUGGUAUUAAAAUAUGUUUUCAGUAGUCGGUACCGACACCAGUGAAAUUUCAGUUUUCGAUACCAAUAUCGAUACAAGAGCAAAAUUAUGCUAAUAUGGUAAUGUACUAUUGAACACACUGCUUUAGCCUAUUUAAUGUUAAAUUUCAAUGUAAAAAAAUAAACGUAAAACAAAUGCAUGUUUUCUUUUUAA